Molecule: messenger RNA, 1665 nt
Organism: Marmota flaviventris (yellow-bellied marmot)
Lineage: Eukaryota; Metazoa; Chordata; Mammalia; Rodentia; Sciuridae
Source: RefSeq, a predicted model, not a curated record
GAAACCAGACCCAGCUGCUGCUCCAGUGCAAUGACUCCUGGUCUGACCCAGCAGGCUCUGCAGCCUCAGAGGGCCACACUGCCAACUGCUCAGACAGCAGACAGCUCCGCCUGGUGGACGGGGGCAGUCCCUGUGCAGGGAGAGUGGAGAUCCUGCAGCAGGGUUCCUGGGGCUCCAUCUGUGAUGACAGCUGGGACCUGAGUGAUGCCCACGUGGUGUGCAGACAGCUGGGCUGUGGAGUGGCCCUGGAGGCCACCAUCUCUGCUCACUUUGGAGAGGGAUCAGGGCCCAUCUGGCUGGAUGAAGUGAACUGCACAGGAGAGGAGACUCAUGUGUGGCAGUGCCCUUCCCAGGGCUGGGGGCAGCACAACUGCAGUCACAAGGAUGAUGCUGGGGUCAUCUGCUCAGAAUUCCUGGCCCUCAGGCUGGUGAGCAAGGACCAGGAGUGUGCUGGGUGGCUGGAGGUUUUCUACAACAACACCUGGGGCAGUGUCUGCCACAGCCCCAUGGAAGCUGUGACCUUGUCCGUGAUCUGCAGACAGCUUGGCUGUGGGGACAGUGGGACCCUGGAUUUCUUGGUUCCUUCCAGGGAAGGUUCUAGACCCCGCUGGGUGGAUGGAAUUCGCUGUCGGGAAACUGAUACCUCUCUCUGGCAGUGUCCUUCUGAGCCCUGGAAACACCAAUCUUGCCCUUCAAAUGAGGAAGCUCAUAUCACGUGUACAGAGAGCCCACAGCUCCGCCUGGUGGACGGGGGCAGUCGAUGUGCAGGCAAAGUGGAGAUCCUUCACCAGCAUUCCUGGGGUACUGUCUGUGGUGACAGCUGGGACCUGAAAGAUUCUCAAGUGAUAUGCAGACAAAUGGGCUGUGGAGAGGCCUUCAAUGCCUGGCUCUAUGCACAAGUUGAAGAGGGAUCAAGGCCCAUCUGGCUGACACAGCUGGCAUGCACAGGAGAGGAGGCCUACUUGUGGAAUUGCCCUUCCCUGGGCUGGGGAAAGAACAAAUGUGAGCCCUAUGAUGAUGCAGGCGUCAUCUGCUCAGGAUUUGUGCAUCUGGUUGGAGGACAUGGACCCUGCUCUGGGCGAGUGGAAGUGAAUUCUGGAGGAGAGUGGAUUCCAGUAUCUGAUGGAAAUUUCACAUUAUCCACAGCCCAGGUCAUCUGUGCAGAGCUGGGGUGUGGCAAGGCUGCAUCUGUCCUGGGAAACCUGCCCUUCAGAGAGGACAGUGAACAGGUCUGGGCUGAAGAGUUCCAAUGUGAAGGACAGGAGCCUGGCCUCUGGUUCUGUCCCAGAGUGCCUUGUCCUGGAGGAAGUUGUCCCCAGAAAGGGGCUGUGCAAGUUGUCUGCUCAGGAUAUACAGAUAUUCGGCUCGUGAAAAAUGGCAGCUCUCAGUGUGAGGGUCAAGUGGAGAUGAAGACCUCUGGAGGCUGGAGAACACUCUGUGCCUCCCACUGGAAUAUGGCCAAUGCCAAUGUUGUUUGCCGUCAUUUGGGCUGUGGAGUUGCCAUCUCCACCCCAAAGGGAGCAUACUUUGUGGAAGGAGGAGAUGAGAUCUGGAGAGACCGAUUUCACUGCUCAGGGUCUGAGUCCUUCCUGUGGAAUUGCCCUGUGACUGCCCUGGGUGUUCCUGCCUGUGCCCAUGGAAACACAGCCUCUGUGGUCUGCUCAG